UCCUGGUUGGCUCCCCGGAAACGAGAAGACGAAGACAGCGGAUGUGACGUCGUCGUGUUUACACCGUUCUGUUGUUGAGUUGCAGUACAUCCUACAUCCCUGUUUGAGAGUGAACGAGAGCUAAAGCGGAUAUGAUAUAACUUCUCUUUCACAUAUUCACUACAGCCUGUCGUGUUUCAAUGGGCGGUCACGGUGUUCUGGGUAACGAGCCGGAGUCCAUCGACUACUCGGUGCAUGAAGCCUGGAACGAGGCCACCAAUGUGUACCUGCUGGUGAUCCUGGUCAGCUUCGGCCUGCUCAUGUACGCCAGAAAAAACAAGAGGAAGAUCAUGCGGAUCUUCACUCUGCCUCCCACCGCCGGCAGCACCCCGGAGCCCAACUUCUAUGACAGCCUGCAGAAGGUCCGCCUGCGGCAGCAGCUGGAGAUGUACUCUCUGGCCAGGAAAUUUGACCAGCAGCAGGGCCAGACUGACAGUGUGCAGCUCUCCAUGGAAUGAGAGCAGAAAGGAGCUCAGGCCUUUCUGUCAGAUCAAACGCUCCUGAGCCUUCGACGCCUCAGUGCGUGGAUAGGAAAGGAUUCAGACGGCUUUCAUGAUCACAGAGAGCGCAAAUGAUGCUACUCCCAUCCUGGUUGAUUCUGUUUAGCUCCUCGAAUGAAAAGCAUCUUCAUUCACCUUCUGUUGUCUCUUUUUCGUCCAUUACGCACGGAGUAGGUACAGCUGGAUGGAUGGAGAAGCAGCAGAGACUCUUAACUUGGAUUUGGGAAUGAUAAAUGUGAUGUCACAGAGAUACAUGCAGUAUGACGUGAGAUAAAAACAAAAGUUCAUCAUGAAGAUUUUUUUUGCACAUAGAACCAGAUCCUUUAAAUUUAACAUAGGUGUUAGUUGGUUUCUAUUUUGUUUUUUACUUGUUUAUUAAAUGUUUUGUGUUAGCUGAGUAGUAAAAUAUAAAUUCUCAUAUGUGAAAAUAAAGACACAAACCUGAAGCAGCUGAGUCAGCCAAUGCCUUGGUUAUCAGACCUGAAUUAAUGUCA
Messenger RNA from Sebastes umbrosus (honeycomb rockfish), 1033 nucleotides. RefSeq names its product small integral membrane protein 19 (gene smim19). The record is from RefSeq and is a predicted model, not a curated record. The transcript has 3 exons. The coding region runs from base 180 to 497 and encodes 105 amino acids. Lineage: Eukaryota; Metazoa; Chordata; Actinopteri; Perciformes; Sebastidae.